Verticillium alfalfae VaMs.102 is the source of this 1287-nucleotide messenger RNA. RefSeq lists its product as hypothetical. The transcript is spliced from 2 exons. Lineage: Eukaryota; Fungi; Ascomycota; Sordariomycetes; Glomerellales; Plectosphaerellaceae. The record is from RefSeq and is a predicted model, not a curated record. Bases 1 to 1287 code for a protein of 428 amino acids.
AUGGGGUCCAACCACGCAGCCGAGCAUGGCGAGUUCCGUCAAUUCCUACCAGAUGUGAACAACGCCCGGUUUACGGCCAUGAGGAAACAAGACGCCUCUGAAUACGCUGAAGAUUUCAAACUCAACAGGAACCCCCCUUGGCUGCACGCGCUCUACGUCCACUGGCGGAAGCUCUUCCAGGAGCCUUACCGGGGGAUCACAACGGAUGGGAACAUUCGCCCGGAUCUAUUCAAGAUUCAAGACGAAGGUGUCCCAAUCGAAGACAUUGUUAGUUCGGCAGAUGCUCUGCUGGGCAUGCUCGACGAAGAGCAGCGUGCGCUUGUCAGCUACCACAUUGACUCUCCAGAAUGGCGGUCCUGGUCGAAUCCCGAAUUUCUCCUGAGCGACAAGGGCCUGCGCCUCGACAGACUUAGUGAUGCGCCUCAGAUCAAGAAUGCCAUCAUGCGUGUUCUCCAGACGACGCUGUCGCCAGAAGGCUACGCCAAGGCCGUCGCCGCCAUGCGUAUCAACGGGUUCCUGGGUGAGCUCGUGCAGGCGCCGCGCGUUUGCAAUGAGUUCUCGUACAACUUUGUCCUCUUCGGACAGCCGUCGGCGUCGCGGCCCUGGGGCUUCUCGUUUUACGGCCACCACCUGUGCCUCAACAUCAUCCUCUACAAGGCUCAGAUUGUUGUCUCGCCGUGGUUCACAGGCGCCGAGCCGAACCUCAUCGACAGUGACGGCCCUCACGCGGCGACGCGGAUCCUCCACGAGGAGGAGGUCCUCGGCCUGCACCUCAUGCAGAGGCUAUCACCGGAGCGCCAGGCGGAGGCGCAGGUAUACAAGCUUCUCAAGGACCCGGCCAUGCCCAAGGGGCGCUGGAACCACGACGACCAGCGCCAUCUGUGCGGGGCGUACCGCGACAACCGCGUCGUGCCGUACGAGGGCAUCCUCGUGGGCGACAUGACGGCCGCAGAGCAGGAUCUCGUGUCACAGAUCAUGGGCCAGUACCUCCUCUACCUCCCAGAGCAGGCUCGACUGGCGCGGAUGGAGCAGGUCAAGGCCUGGUAUCACGAGACGUACUUUUGCUGGAUCGGGGGCUUCGGCAACGAGGACGCCUUUUACUAUCGUAUCCAGAGUCCGGUUAUCAUUGUCGAAUUUGAUCACCACUCCGGCGUAUUCCUGACGAACAAGGAGCCAGCCAAGUUUCACAUUCACACCUUAUUGAGGACGCCCAAUGGGGGCGACUACGGUAUGGCGCUGAGACCGUUGAUGGAGGGCAUGGAGCAGGGAUUUGUGUGGGAAGGUUAG